This is a messenger RNA of Anas platyrhynchos (mallard), 2278 nucleotides long. The record is from RefSeq and is a predicted model, not a curated record. Lineage: Eukaryota; Metazoa; Chordata; Aves; Anseriformes; Anatidae.
AUUAUUAUUUACAACUUUUUCCCCCCCUUACCUCCCCCUUUCCCCCUGCAGGCUCUCCCCCUGCCCUAAUUCCCCCUGCCCGUCCCUCCCCAUCCCGCUGGGGCUCAGCAGCGCACUCGGGGGGCUCAUCCCUGUGGGUUUUGGGGCCGUGAUCCUUAGCAGAAUUUGAUGUUUUACCCCAAAAAUGGCCCUACAGGUGUGCUUUGUGCUCCCAGCCAGGCUGAAUGGACUCGGGCAUUUGCCCUCUUGGUUUUGUUGGGGACACCACAGCUUUGGGGUCACCCACACCACUGUUUCUCAUCCUUACAAGCUGUGGGAUUGCUUUUACGGUGUCUGAAUGCUGGGGGAAUGGGUGAAAGAGAAGGCGUUCGUCUUUUUUUUGUGUGUUUGUGGCCAAACUGGGAGCAAGAGGCUUUCCCUCGAGGGGCACGAGGGAGCGCCUGCUGCUCGUGGUGCUGCUGGGAGGGCCGGGAUCUCCCCCGACUCUUCCUUUAGGGUUUCAAACAGCUCGGUCACCUCUGGCAGGGCUCAAGCCCGGAAGAUCUCAGCUUCGUGGGUGAAAAUCGAGACAAAAACGAGUGCAGGAGCUCGGGGUGAGCACUGGGGCAGCCCCGUAGCACGAAUCCUGCUUCAGCUCCAACUUCUGCAGCCGUGUGCGUAGCGAAGAUGCCUGCCUGUGGGUGCUGUUUGGAAGCAGUGAUCUUCUCCAAACACUUCAAGUUCCUCUUCUUCCUCCUGGCACAAUUAUUUCCCUCCUGCAGGAGGCCACGAGGGGAGCCUCUAUUGAUGGAAGAACACGGGGUGACCCAAACAGAACACAUGGCCACCAUCGAGGCCCACGCAGUGGCCCAGCAGGUGCAGCAGGUCCACGUGGCCACCUACACGGAGCACAGCAUGCUGAGCGCGGACGAGGACUCGCCCUCUUCCCCCGAGGACACCUCCUACGAUGACUCUGACAUCCUCAACUCCACGGCUGCCGACGAGGUCACGGCUCACCUGGCUGCAGCAGGCCCCGUGGGGAUGGCAGCGGCCGCUGCGGUGGCGACGGGUAAGAAACGAAAGCGACCCCACGUUUUUGAAUCCAACCCCUCGAUCCGCAAGAGGCAGCAGACGCGUUUGCUACGGAAGCUCCGGGCAACGCUGGACGAGUACACCACCAGAGUGGGGCAGCAGGCCAUCGUUCUGUGCAUCUCACCCUCCAAACCCAACCCCGUCUUUAAAGUAUUUGGAGCUGCACCCUUAGAAAAUGUGGUCCGCAAGUACAAGAGCAUGAUUCUGGAAGACCUGGAGUCUGCGCUAGCCGAGCAUGCUCCCGCGCCUCAGGAGGUUAACUCAGAGCUGCCACCCCUCACCAUCGACGGCAUUCCUGUCUCAGUGGACAAGAUGACCCAGGCACAGCUGCGAGCUUUCAUCCCGGAGAUGCUGAAAUACUCCACGGGUCGCGGCAAGCCGGGCUGGGGCAAGGAGAGCUGCAAGCCCAUCUGGUGGCCUGAGGACAUCCCGUGGGCCAACGUCCGCAGCGACGUCCGCACGGAGGAACAGAAGCAGAGGGUGUCGUGGACCCAGGCGUUGCGGACUAUCGUGAAGAACUGCUACAAGCAGCACGGCCGUGAGGACCUGCUCUACGCCUUCGAGGACCAGCAGACGCAGCAGCAGACCACGACCACGCACAGCAUCGCGCACCUGGUGCCCUCACAGACAGUGGUACAAACCUUCAGCAACCCCGAUGGCACCGUGUCCCUCAUCCAGGUUGGCACCGGUGCUACAGUUGCCACGCUGGCUGAUGCCUCCGAGUUGCCUACCACGGUCACCGUCGCACAAGUCAAUUACUCCGCAGUGACUGACGGAGAGGUGGAGCAGAACUGGGCAACGCUACAGGGGGGCGAGAUGACCAUCCAGACGACGCAGGCAUCGGAGGCCACGCAGGCAGUGGCAUCGUUAGCAGAAGCAGCAGUGGCAGCAUCUCAGGAGAUGCAGCAAGGAGCGACUGUUACCAUGGCACUCAACAGUGAAGCAGCAGCCCACGCGGUAGCCACACUUGCUGAAGCCACUCUCCAAGGUGGAGGGCAGAUCGUCCUAUCUGGUGAAACCGCCGCGGCAGUCGGAGCGCUCACCGGAGUCCAAGAUGCCAAUGGCAUCCUAGCAGCAGACUGUUCAGGUUGCAAGUGGAGCCUAGCAGAGAGUUUUUCAGCAAAGCCAGCCGAUCAAGGAAGCUUAGAAGGGUUAUUCGUUAAGCUUUCGUCUGUGGAGCACGGUAAAAAAAGCUUUCAUUAUACAG